GUGAUACAGAAAGACCAUGUGACAUUUACCUCAUAAAUAUCAACCAGGAAAACACCAGAGAGAGAGAGAGAGAGAGAGGGUUCAACAGAAACGCGACUAUGAGAGCCACAAAUCAAGGCCUGGUGUUAGGGAGCCUGCUGCUCGUCUCCCUCUGUGUCGGGGCGGCGGCCAUGUUUGACAGCAGGCUGGACAUCCACUGGGAGCUGUGGAAGAAGACGCAUGAGAAAAAGUACCAAAAUAUUGUGGAAGAUGCACGCCGCCGGGAAUUGUGGGAGAAGAACCUGAUGCUCAUUACCAUGCACAACCUGGAGGCUUCGAUGGGGCUUCACACCUACGAUCUGAGCAUGAACCACAUGGGAGACAUGACAGAAGCAGAGAUCCUGCAGCAGCUUGCCACACUCACUCCUCCCUCUGACAUCCAGAGGUCACCCUCUCCCUUCGCAGGGGCAACAGGCGCCAACGUACCUGACACCAUGGACUGGAGAGAGAAAGGCUGUGUGACCAAAGUCAAGAUGCAGGGUUCUUGUGGCUCCUGCUGGGCCUUCAGUGCCGCGGGGGCCUUGGAGGGUCAGCUGGCAAAGACAACGGGGAAACUGGUGGACCUGAGUCCUCAGAAUCUGGUGGACUGUUCCAGCAAAUACGGCAACCAUGGCUGUAAUGGAGGCUUCAUGCACCAAGCCUUCCAGUACGUCAUCGACAACCAGGGCAUCGACUCUGAAGCUUCGUACCCCUACACCGGACAUGAACAAGAUUGCCACUACAACCCUAAGUACCGUGCCGCCAACUGCUCCCGGUACAGCUUCCUUCCUGAGGGAGACGAGAACGCUCUGAAAGAGGCUCUCGCCACCAUUGGACCCGUUUCAGUGGCAAUUGACGCGACACGGCCAAGAUUUGCUUUCUACAGAAGUGGAGUGUAUGAUGAUCAGAGCUGCACACAGAAAGUGAAUCAUGGCGUGUUAGCUGUCGGCUACGGCACUCUGAACGGACAAGACUACUGGCUGGUUAAGAACAGUUGGGGCGAACAUUUUGGAGACAAGGGCUACAUCCGAAUGGCUCGCAACAAGAACGACCAGUGUGGCAUCGCCCUGUACGGCAUCUACCCCCUCAUGUAGAGCACAUCAACAACUGCUGCAUAUUUUAGUACCAUUCAUUUUUUAAUAUAUAUUGUCUUUUGAUAGUUUGAUUCAUUUCAAUUUUUUGUGUACUUGUUUUUUAAAUUCACUUUAAUGUCUCUUGUACAAAAACUGCCGUGUCUGAAGACAACACUGUUAAGCAUCAUUCAGCAUGAUUUAUAAGACGUUGUACCUCAAUAAUGUGACAUUUGAGAGUCUGAAUGUGAUUCUGAAAUAAAGGACAACUUCUCACUGAGGCUCAGUGACAAUGA
Cheilinus undulatus (humphead wrasse) is the source of this 1384-nucleotide messenger RNA. RefSeq names its product cathepsin S-like. Gene Ontology annotation, cellular component: lysosome. Gene Ontology annotation, molecular function: cysteine-type endopeptidase activity. The transcript is spliced from 8 exons. Gene Ontology annotation, biological process: immune response. The record is from RefSeq and is a predicted model, not a curated record. NCBI's taxonomy places the organism in Eukaryota, Metazoa, Chordata, Actinopteri, Labriformes, Labridae. Bases 99 to 1112 code for a protein of 337 amino acids.